This is a messenger RNA of Hibiscus syriacus, 1563 nucleotides long. Its product is annotated as transcription factor MYC2-like. Lineage: Eukaryota; Viridiplantae; Streptophyta; Magnoliopsida; Malvales; Malvaceae. Gene Ontology annotation, biological process: regulation of DNA-templated transcription. The record is from RefSeq and is a predicted model, not a curated record. The transcript has a single exon. Gene Ontology annotation, molecular function: transcription cis-regulatory region binding; protein dimerization activity; DNA-binding transcription factor activity. Gene Ontology annotation, cellular component: nucleus. The coding region runs from base 144 to 1409 and encodes 421 amino acids.
UCCUUCCUGCCUGCUCAUCCCUUCCAUUUCCUCCUAUAUUUUUGGUGCCGCAUAAUCCCUUCUUGUGUUGCUUUUUUUAAUUGUCCCUUGCUGUCCAAAAAAGAGUUGAAAGAAUUUGUCUUGCAUAGGGGAGCCACCAUAUCAUGUCUUCAUCUUCUUCAUCUUCUCACAUUACCUUAGGCCUAAACGCCCCCCCAACGAUGCAGCAGCGCCUCCAGUUCCUCCUCCAAAGCAGGCCUGAAUGGUGGGUAUACUCCAUUUUCUGGCAAGCUUCCAGGGACGCUCAUAAUCACCUUGUAUUAUUAUGGGGAGAUGGGUAUUUUCAGGGGACCAGUGUUUUUACAGGCAAAUCUGGAAACAAGCUAGGCCAAUCCAGAUUUCUGUCCAGUUUCGGGAACAUGGUGGAUGCCGAUGUCACUGACUUCGAGUGGUAUUACACCGCAUCGAUGACCCGAGAUUUUGCCAUCGGAGAUGGCGUUGUUGGGAAGACCUUUGCCUUAGGCUCCUACAUAUGGUUGAGUGGAGACCUGGGGCUGCAAUUGUACGAAUGUGACCGAGUUAAAGAAGCUCGAAUGCGAGGAAUUCAGACCUUAGUCUGCCUCUCGACUUCCUUCGGUGUAGUUGAAUUGGGAUCUUCGGAAAUUAUACAAGAGAACUGCGGCAUGCUGCAGCUUGCAAAAUCAAUUUUCGUUUCUGAGGUCCAAAGUGCAACUCAAAUUGCCCCUUAUUUUGAUAUUGGGAAGGUUUCAAGUGAUCAUAAGCAACAAAGUGAGACGAACAAAGAUACUAUGUAUUUAUUAGUCCGCUCGUCAUCGGACUCCGGUGCUGAUUCUGAAGGCAAUUUCGCCUCCGGGGCUGACGCGGAGUUCAACGUUCAGUUGAAGAAGAGAGGAAGGAAGCCAGGGAGUGGAAAACCAACCCCUUCAAACCACGUCGAAGCCGAAAGGCAGCGUCGCGAGAAGCUGAACCAUCGAUUCUAUGCACUUCGAUCCGUGGUUCCUACCGUGUCCAAGAUGGACAAAGCAUCUUUGCUUUCGGAUGCAGUAGCCUACAUCAAGGAGCUUCGAUCCAAGAUUGAAAAACUGGAGAUUAACCUGAAAGUUCAAUCCCCAAAAUCCGAGCUAAGCGCCAUUGACAAUACAAGGCAGACCUCAAAUAAUGGGCCAACGCUAAUGAAAGUCGACGUGAGGAUUGUAGGGUCAAAUGCCAUGAUUCGAGUUCAAUGUCCUGAUAUCAAUUUCCCAGCUGCAAGACUGAUGGGUGCUCUUAGAGCCCUAGAACUUCAGGUGCACCAUGCCAGCAUAUCAACUGUGAAUGAGCAAGUGCUUCAAGAUGUUAUUGUCAGAGUUCCUCCUGGAUUUAUAAACGAGGAGACAUUGAGGACUGCUAUAUUUCAGAGAUGUAGUUGAAUCAAUUAGCUGGUUCUUCAGUGAAGUUAUCAUAAUGCUACUUCAAUGUAACAUUACUAGUAAUUCUCUUAUCUUUCUUCACUUUUAAGUGAAUGCAUAUUUUUCUUGAGAGUUCCUAGCUAUUCUCUAGUAUGGUGAUCAGAAUCAGCUUUAU